AUGUCCGAAGACGAAGAAGCAUUCCCAGUUAAGGUGUACGUUUACGACAUUUCCAGGGGCCUCGCAGCAGUGUAUGCGCCUAUGGUUUUAGGAAUACAGCUAGACGCCAUAUAUCACACAUCUGUAGUGGUAUACGGGAAGGAGUACUACAUAGACCAAGGUAUCAAGACGACCACAAGUCCAGGAACGACGAAAUAUGGAGUGCCCAGGGAGGUUAUUGACUUAGGCGAAACCUACGUUACAGAAGAUAUUUUCAAUGAGUUUAUGGGUGAACUUAACCAAGAAUUCAAGUACACUGCACUUGCAUACGAUUUAUUCGACAAUAACUGCAACCACUUUACCGAUAAGGUGGGAGAAUUCUUAUCGGGCAAAAAUUUAGAGGAUAGAAUAUUAAAAUUACCGCAACAGGUGUUAGCCACACCUAAUGGGCAAUUUUUACGACAAAUGUUAGGUGGACAAAUUGCUUAA
Molecule: messenger RNA, 468 nt
Organism: Dujonia railenensis
Lineage: Eukaryota; Fungi; Ascomycota; Pichiomycetes; Serinales; Debaryomycetaceae
Source: the annotation of a GenBank genome assembly